Messenger RNA from Daldinia childiae, 1380 nucleotides. RefSeq names its product N amino acid transport system protein. Gene Ontology annotation, molecular function: amino acid transmembrane transporter activity. The coding region runs from base 1 to 1380 and encodes 459 amino acids. Gene Ontology annotation, cellular component: vacuolar membrane. Gene Ontology annotation, biological process: amino acid transmembrane transport. NCBI's taxonomy places the organism in Eukaryota, Fungi, Ascomycota, Sordariomycetes, Xylariales, Hypoxylaceae. The transcript is spliced from 3 exons. The record is from RefSeq and is a predicted model, not a curated record.
AUGGCCGUGACUGGCAAUACCCUCUCGCAGAAGAAAGUCGACGGUGUCGAGCACGAUGAUCCAGUUCGUGUAGACACUGAGGUGGGAUUUACUAGUCCCGGACUUCCCAACGAUGUUUUCGGACAAGAAGAUAACCAUGAUAUCAAAUACAAGACGUUGAGUUGGCCGCUCACUGCCGUUCUAAUGAUCACUGAAAUCAUCUCGAACGGCAUGUUGAGCUUGCCCAGCUCAUUAGAUGCUGUUGGUAUCGUCCCUGGCGUUAUCGUCAUUGCAUUUUUAGGCGUCUUCGCUACGUUCACGGCCUGGUUGCUCAUAGAAUUCAAGUUGCGACAUCCUGAAGUUCAUAACAUGGGCGAUGCCGGGAACAUCUUAUUCGGGCCUGUUGGUAGGGAGAUAUUAAGUGCGGGGACCGUCAUCUUCGCCGUCUGUUCCGCGGGAUCUCAAAUCCUCGCCGGUCAGCUCGCCCUGACCGUUCUAUCUAACUCGAGGUUAUGCGCAACGGCAUUCUCUGGUAUAUUCACCAUCGCGGUAGCUAUUUGCAGCUUCCCCCGGACUCUUCAUAAUCUAAGCUUGGUCUGGAUAGUCGGUGGGAUAUCCAUAAUAUCUGCAGGAAUUGUAGCGAUGGUAGGUGCUGGCGCUGUUCCUGUUGAUAGAGGGAAUAUAGUGAUCACAAGAUCCAGCGACUUUACGUCGACUUUUAUUAGUCUGACGAAUCCUGUCUUCGCCUAUGCCGGUCAUUUUGUGUUCUUCAUUUUCAUCUCAGAAAUGAAACAUCCACAAGAUGCAAUGAAGGCAGCAUGGACACUGCAGAUUGUAGCGACUUCAUUUUACAUCGCGUUCGCUGUUGUUACUUAUUGGUAUAUAGGUCAAGGAGUCUCCAGUCCGAGCCUCCUUAGUUUAAGCCCGCUGUGGUCUAAGAUCUCCUUCGGGCUUGCAAUUCCCAACUUCUUCAUCGCAGGUAGUCUAAAUCUUCAUACAGCUGCCAAAUUGGUAUUCGUUCGUCUCUUCAGAAGGAGUCGCCAUAUACAUUCACAUACUUUUACUGGCUGGAGUGUUUGGACGUUACUCAUACUUCUGGUCAAUACUGCUGCAUUCCUCUUUGCAGUUGGAAUCCCUAUAUUCAACUACUUGGUUGGUAUUGCGGCAUCUAUGUUUGCUGCUUGGUACACUUACGGGCUCGCUGGAGCGUUCUGGUUACACGACACAUACCACUAUCGGGGAGGAUAUAAUGGAUGGUUCAAGAGACCUAUGAUGUUUACUCUCAAUGUACUUACCGUCCUUGCGGGUGGGUUCAUUUGCGUCGGUGGACUGUACGGAACCAUUUACUCACUGCGGGUGGUUGCAGAAGCCGGCGAGUUGCCACCACCGUUCCAGUGUUGA